Molecule: messenger RNA, 1721 nt
Organism: Andrographis paniculata
Lineage: Eukaryota; Viridiplantae; Streptophyta; Magnoliopsida; Lamiales; Acanthaceae
Product: alkane hydroxylase MAH1-like
Exons: 1
Coding region: 27-1553 (508 amino acids)
Molecular function (GO): iron ion binding; oxidoreductase activity, acting on paired donors, with incorporation or reduction of molecular oxygen; monooxygenase activity
Source: RefSeq, a predicted model, not a curated record
UAACGAGUUAACGACCUCCCCUUCCAAUGGCAAUGCUUCAAUAUCCUCAGAUCUUCUUCGUCCUGAUCCUCUUCACAGCGAUCUCCAUUUAUCUCUGGAAACGUCGUAUGCUACGCUCCAAGCAAACAUCAUCGCCGCCGACGAACUGGCCGGUGGUCGGCAUGCUGCCGGCUAUUUUGCAGAAUAAACACCACCUCCAUGCUUACCUAACUCAAAUUCUCCUCGGCCAUGGCGGCACCUUUCAGUUCAGAGGCGUCUGGUUUUCCAACACCGACCUCCUCUUCACCUGCGAUCCCAACAAUUUCCACCAUAUCUUCACCAAAAACUUCCCCAAUUACCCCAAAGGCCCAUCCUUCAAGACCAUCUUCUCCGAUCUCCUCGGCGACGGCGUAUUCAACGCUGAUUUCCAGCUCUGGGAGCUUCACCGGCGCCAGACUAUGUCGUUCCUGAAGGGCGAAAGGUUCGACGGAUUGCUCGACGAAAUCGUCUGGAAUAAGAUCGAAACCAGCCUAUUACCUGUCCUCGAUCAUUUCUCCGGCCGAGGUAUUGAAUUCGAUUUGCAGGACGUCUUCCAGCGCUUCGCCUACGAUACCGUUUGCGAACUCGUGCUCGGCCGCGAUCCCGUCAGCUUGAGCAUAGCGCUGCCGAAUGUGCCGAGCGAGAAGGCGUUGAACGACGCGAUCGAACCACUGCUCUACCGGCAUUUUCUGCCGGAGACCGUGUGGAAGAUGCAGAGGUGGCUUAGAAUUGGGAAUGAGAAGAAGCUCAUGGAUGCCGCGGAGGCUCUCGAUAAAUUCGUCUAUCCAAUUGUCGAUUCGAGGAUGAAUUCGGAGGGAAACGACGGUUUCGAUCUUAUAACAUCCUUCAAAACGGUGUACGAAGAGAUGAUCGGUCGAAACAGGGCGGACCGGACGCGGGUGUUUCUCCGGGACACCGUCGUUAAUUUGUUGUUCGCCGGGCGGGACACGACGAGCACCACGCUUACAUGGCUGUUCUGGCUGAUCGCGACGAAUCCUCGAUCGAUAUCAAGGAUUCGCGAGGAGGUCGAGUCCGUGAUCAAAUUAAAAGAUAGUAAAAAUUCGCGGUUGUUCGGGGCAGAGGAGUCCCGGAAACUGGUGUACCUCCACGGAGCAUUGUGCGAGUCGCUGCGGCUGUACCCUCCGGUGGCAUUGCAGCACAAAGCAGCUCUCCGGCCGGAUGUUUUGCCAAGCGGUCAUUUUCUCCGGCCGGGGAGUAGAGUGAGCGUCGCGUUCUAUUCGAUGGCGAGAAUGGAGAGCUUGUGGGGGAAGGAUUGUUUGGAAUUCAAGCCGGAGAGAUGGAUAUCGGGUCACGGGGCGAUCGAGCACGUGCCGUCGUAUAAGUUUGCGGCGUUUAGCGCCGGGCCGAGGACAUGCCUUGGGAAGGAUAUGUCGUUUGUCGAGAUGAAAAUGAUUGCGGCGUCGAUUAUACAUCGUUACGACGUUGAUUUGGUGAAGGAUCAUCCGGUGAUCCCUCGUGACUCCGUCGUAUUGCAGACGAAACAUGGACUGAGAGUCCGACUAAUUAAAAGAUAGGUGUUUGAUCUGAUAUUUUAAAUUUAAAUUAAUGGACUUUAUAUUUAACUUUAGGAAUAACGAAUUAUUGAACAUUGCAUGAUGGGCUGGGCUUGUUCUUAUAUGCAUUUAUCUUUUGGAAUAAUGUACAAUAAUGAAGUCUAAAGGUUUUGUUGGGCUUGUUUUUAA